AUGAAACGGCGCGCCAUCCUAAGGGCCAUGCAUCGCAUGGAGAGGAGGUUUUUCUUCAACAGCGUCCCCAAGGAGCAGCUAAACAAAAUUGUGAGCGAUUAUUUUUACGUGGAGCAAAAAAUACACAAAGUGAUUGACCACCCGGGGGGAAGAGUCCUCCACCAGGGGGGUGAAACAACUGUAAAAACGGCUCCACUGAUGAGUAAGGAGAACAAACCGAAGGAAAUCGAAGGUGUAGACUACAUAAAGUCGGGACAAAAACAAGCAGAUCAAUUAACCAUCCCAAUUAAUGAAAACCUUUCCAGAUACAUAAAUAGCAGCAAAUGUUUUAUCCACCUGUGCGCCUUCUACAUUCAUAACGAUGAAAAAAAAAAAUUCCUCCAGUUAAUAAAAAAUGCUACGAAGUACUCCUUCGGCUACGAGGACCUCUUCAUCCUCUUUUACUUAAUGUGCAGAGUCAAUUACAGAGAUACUUUCAUCCUUCGGAAGGUCUUAAGCGUCCUUGAAAUAUACUACUUUAAAAUUGACAAUCACUUUUCCUAUGACCUGUCCAAGGUACUCUUCGCCCCGCACUGUAAUUUACACUCCGCCAUAAAUCACAUUCCUCUGAUUUAUAAAGUCAAGUUGGUUAAUAUGGACAGGGGUUCCCGCGUUGGGGGUGAUUUCCCCCAUGGGGAGGUUUCCACGGCGGAUAAUAGCAAACAGAGUGAUACCACCGAAUCAGGUGAUAAGGAGCAAACGCACUCCUCCGGUGAGAAACAACCACAGGGGGAACACCCCACCGUGCAACAUAUAAACGAUACAGAGCCAGAGAACGUCCUCGAAAAUUUGCAAAAUGUGGACAUGGAGCAAUACGAAAAGGAGGUGUCCAAAGAUAGCGUGCAGUUUAUUAACCUAAACGUGAAGAGGGAAAAGCGGAAAAUAAAAGUCAGAGAGGGGAAGCAUCAGGGGCUCAAAUUGAAGGGUACGCUGUUAACUCAGAUAAAAAACGAGGUCAGCAAAAUGAUGAGAGGAAACGUCGACGCGGUCGAACAAAUGGAAGCAUUCGUCGCGCAAGGAGCGGAGGACGAGCGAAACAUGUUCCAGAUGAAAGAAGUACUAACCAUUUUUAUCCAUGACAAAGAGCUGGCGCGGAAAAAUUUGUAUGUGCAGGACUUGAUUGGCGACGUCGUGAAGUACUUUAUCGCCCAAGAGAGGACCCCUCUUCUACGCAGGAACAUGCUAACUCUGCUCGCUUUCAUGGACGCGCAGAACUACUACACGGAUAAGAAAUUAAACCGAGCAGUUGAGCGCGUCCUGGGGGGGUUCAUCGCAAGCAUGAACGAGUGGACCGAGCAGGGCAUAUACGACUUUAUAAAUGGAGUAACGAAGGAGGGGCCAGACAACGGCGUCAUCCAUACUGUUGUGCAUCCUCCCCACGAUGCGCUCUCCUUUCUAUACCACCAGAAUUACACGUACAACUUUGCCUUAUACGAGGAAGACGCACCAUAUCGAAAUAAAUUCCACCACGCAACAAAAAAAUUGCUGAAAAAUUUUAUCUUCCUCCUGAGUUACAUGCUAAGAAUGCCAUUUUUGAAGUUCCACAUUUUGAAGUCCUAUUUAAAUUCGUUUAACAUCUUUUUGGACAUAUUUAUAAAAAACGAAAACGUGUGUGACUCCCUGGAAAUUGGAGAGAUUUCUUUCUUUUGCGAAAGUUUCAUGCGACGCAAAAUUGUGGACUUAAACAUAACCCACAAAAUGCUGCACCUCGUGCGCCUAGCGGUUGGCAAGUGUGUGAAGUUCCACCGUGAGGGAGAAAAUGACCCACACAUGAAGGAUGAUGCUGAUAUUGGGGAGAUAGCUACCUGCCCGAUUUACCUCAAUGACAUUUUGUCCAUCCUGCACUUCCUCCACUUUUACAACCUCACCACAGAGCAGCUGCACUUACAACUGCUGGUGAUCUGCCUGGGCAAUCUUCUCUACCUAAACGACACGCAAAAAUUAAUACUCUUUAAUUGUGUAGAGGCCCUGCGAAGGAAGACCCCCAAUCAGAUCCGCACGCACCUACUGAACUAUUUUAUGUAUGAAAAAAACUUGGAAAUAUUUCUAUCUCGUAAUAAAAAUGUCCAGAGGGAGUCAUUAGGAUUGCUGUUCGUUAAUUAG
Messenger RNA from Plasmodium coatneyi, 2142 nucleotides. RefSeq lists its product as uncharacterized. The coding region runs from base 1 to 2142 and encodes 713 amino acids. The record is from RefSeq and is a predicted model, not a curated record. NCBI's taxonomy places the organism in Eukaryota, Apicomplexa, Aconoidasida, Haemosporida, Plasmodiidae. The transcript has a single exon.